AUGUCUUCUCCCCUUUCUGCUCGGCCAUAUCGGUCAAAACGUCAGCGACCGUGUGAUCAAUGCCGUUCCCGCAAGUUGGGUUGUCAAACCGACGGCGGAGGUCCUGUCAACGAUGCCGGUCGGCCAAACUGGAGUGUACCCCGCGGUGCGAACAAUUUUUCGCCUUUUGCCGCCCAAAGUGUCGAUGGGAACACACUCGUCUCGCAAACAUGCGACAGCAAUUUCACCCGCGAGUCCAGUUGGGCAGGGAGUGGAACACAAAGUGUCGAACCACGAUUCCCACCCAUCGGCCUCGAUCCAAGUAAUACUGGGCUAUCCCCAGGCUCCGGUGUUCUAGCCCCCGGAAGACCCCCGACCCAGUUCGUGCAGAGCAUUGAUCAACUGGAACCCGGUUACGCCCAGCUUUUCGGCGCAUCUGCUGAGUCAGACCCCUGGCUGUUAAGGCAUUGUUGCUUUGACGAUUCUGGCAUGAAAUAUUUCUACAAAGUGCACUUUCGCAACGCCGGAGGUGUCCCUACGGCACAAAGAAUUCCAAUACACUUCAUGAUUUCGUCCGAAGAGCUCACCACCUCCAUUAAGCAUGAAACUAGGGCCGGCGUCGGCGACGCGACACGGGAACGCCUGAACUAUCUAGUACCCCCUGAGUAUGGAAGGAGGCUGGUAGCUUUGUUUGUCAAGUAUGUCUUUCCUGCCUUGCCAAUCAUUUCCCGUUCUCAACUAGGGUUGACUGCGACGACAUAUCAGCUGCCGGAUCUGUCGGCAUUAGAAAAGGUGCCCGUGCACCUUCUCGCGGCCAUCUAUGCGUCGGCAUUUCCAUUUGUCGCCCAUGAUGACUAUCUCUGUGUGCUGAGCACGUAUAAUGCGUCACCAGUUGACAUGUUGUGGCGGAUGGUCUAUGAACUCGUGACCGAAGAGAUCCAUAGUCCCCGUUUGGCUGUGGUGCAAGCAGCGUUGUUAUAUAUACACCAACAGUCAAAAGAUGAAACUCGCCAGACGACGGCCGAUACCCCGUUUCUGUGGUCCUUCGUCGGCCAAAUCGUUGGGUUGGCCUGUUCCCUCGGCCUUCACAUCGAAUGCCGCAUGUGGGGCAUUCCGGCAUGGGAGAAGCGCCUCCGUCGGCGGUUGUGGUGGGCUGUGUAUGCCGAAGACAAAUGGCGCAGUUUGCUGAUGGGCCGUCCACCAUAUAUCCAUCCCGCAGAGUGGGACGUGAGUGAAUUGGACGAAGGGGACUUUUUAGUGGGCCCACGACAAGGAUUCUCAACAAGUUCCUGUGAUACCGAGAUUCCGUUCCGAUACCUUAUCAAUCUCGCACGAAUCGGCGAAGAGAUCCAUGAGACAUUUUACACGCUCCGGGCCUCCCAAUUCUUGAACGCAAACUUCAUCGCCUCUGCCGAGCUAGGCCGUGGGCUGCUCGAAAAGUUGAAUGGCUGGUACUCUUCUCUCCCUGAAACUUUUCGACUUCCCAAUUGGAGCAAAUCCGUGAAUGGGCUUGCCCCAUACCCCACCUCGAUUCAUUUUGCUUACCUGUUGCUCGUGGUCUAUGUUUAUCGUGCCAUGCUAAGACCAAUGGCACGUUCAUCCGACCCACCGCUUAUUUUCGACUUGGAAGAUUUGUCUGCCACGUCACCAUUGCCCGUAGAUGAGUCGAUGCUGGACUUCAUGGAUCUCCCGGAAAUUGAAUCACUACCAGAAAUAGCUAUCUCCGAUGAGUUUGGUACUGGCGAUGCCACUCUACAAGCGGCAGAGAAGUGUGCCUCCAUAUUGGUGAACUUUGCGAGACGACUGACGUCUAGUGACUUCACGGCAUUCUGGUACUCUUGGUCUCGAAUUGGCUUUGCCACAAUUUCAAAUUACCUCAUGUUGCUACUGGUACAGGCUCCAAAUAUGGCACAUGCGAUACGGGGAAAGCAUUUAGUAGAUUCAUGGCUACAGGUUCUGCGGUGCCAAAGCCAAAGCUUCCCACUUGUGAAACUCGGCCUCGCAAGACUUGAUGCGCUUCACUGGGCAGGACUGGGAAAUACCUUUGUCCUCCCUGUGCAUGUUCAAGCGGCUAUAGCAAACCCAGAUAUACCGGAGUCUUGA
Molecule: messenger RNA, 2082 nt
Organism: Penicillium mononematosum
Lineage: Eukaryota; Fungi; Ascomycota; Eurotiomycetes; Eurotiales; Aspergillaceae
Product: fungal specific transcription factor domain-containing protein
Exons: 5
Coding region: 1-2082 (693 amino acids)
Biological process (GO): DNA-templated transcription
Cellular component (GO): nucleus
Molecular function (GO): zinc ion binding; DNA binding
Source: RefSeq, a predicted model, not a curated record